AUGGCCGCAAACAUCACCUUCGAAGCCUUGGAUGAGCAGGACUUACCUGUGCUGGCCCUGGGCUGUUGCUUGUCUGGCCUCGGUGAAGGCGCAGGAGGAGAGGAGCCCUUCUUCGUGGUCGUGAAGAGUCUGGAGAGCUUGCCAUACGGGCGGCUAGUGGCCCAUACUCGCCCGGCAGCGUUAACGGAGUUGUACUCGCGCCUGCAGUUUGAUGCAGACUUGAGGGUACCGAGUCCGGAAAGUCCGGCCAACACUUCCCAGGAGCGUCGGCUGGCAAGUGCCAAUAGUGACGAUAGCGACGAUGGUGCCGAAGGCCGUGCCGACAAACAGGUUGCCAAGAGAACGCUGAAGACGAAGCAAGUCUUCAAGGUGGGUCUGAGCGCGUCUUUGAAGCUUGACCUGGACAUGCGCGCGCACCUCACCGUGGGCGCGAACACGAUAUUCGCGAGCUACACCAUCGGAUGGACCGUCGAGGCUCAAAUUGACUUCCAGGCCUCGACUGGAGUACAAAUCAGUUUGCCCUUUGACUUUGUCAUCGCAUCGUUUCCAACCGUUCCCCUCUUUGGGCCGGUUUACCUGGCUCUGGACGUGGUCGCAAGCGUAACCUUCGCAGGCACCGUCUCAUCCGGCGUGAAAACUAAGCAAGUCGUGACGUCUGCAGAGGAGCACGUCUAUGAGGCCACCUAUCGUGAUGAGAAAUGGGUGGGGGAUCAUCGCAAGGUCAAGAAGGAUUCCUCCAUCACUGGGACUACCGCAGAGCAGGGCCGAAUAGACUUCACCGUCACUCCGAAGUUGGGCGUCGCUGUGAAGUUUUGGAACAUCAUUGGAUUUGAGGUGUCACUGGAAAGCGAACUGAAGUUCUCGAUUGGGGCGGCGCUCCCCAUAAGCGAUUUUGUGAGGGCCAACGUUGAGCAACGCGGCUUGCAUUUGAUCGCACUUGGGGUGGAGCUGGACACCUUCGUAGCCCUCGCCUUGAGUUGCGGCUGGCCUUUGGUGAAGGACUUGGACGACUCGAGCUCCGGAUGCCCAACCCUGAUUGCAGGUCCGCUAGUGAAGAAGUCCCUCGCGAUUGUUCCUCUUUACAGGCUACCCACCUUGAAGAUCAAACCGCUUGGUUAUUGCGAAUUCUCCUUUGAGCAUGACAAUGGCUACGGUUUCGACAGAAUCCUGUCAUCGACUGAAAACAGCUGGGCGUUGCAGUCCGAGUUCGCGGAGAUUGUUGGCUCCAAGAACGGCUACCGCGUGCGGAUCAAAAAGAAGAAGGAUGGCAAAGGACCACCAGGUUUCCUUCACCUCUACCAGAAGGCUAAGGGUAUGAAUGCUCUCCGCCUCUAUACCGCCAUGACGCUGGAAAUGUUCCACUUGGCUUGCGCCUUGCCAAAGGACGAGAACGAAUGCUGGAAUGCAGAGAGCAAGUGCAAGUGGAGACGACGCCGGCCCCCGGGAACGGAAAUCGGAGACCCACAUUGCGUCACCUUCGAUGGCCUGACUUUUGAGUGCAACUUCCUUGGUGAGAGCACGUAUGCCAAGUGCGAAGAUUUGAAGGUGCACGUGUUUGCUGAGCAAAUCUUGCCAGACAGGAAGGCCACAGUGAUCCGUGGCUUCGCUGUCCAGGAAGGCCCUGAGGUAGCCUAUGCCCUCGUGCACGUUGUGAACUCCGUGAGCUCCGUGAACUCCACUGCCUUGAGCGCUCCUUCCUUUAGUGUUUUCCUGGAUGGGAAAGAAAUGAAUGAGAAGCAGGCCCUUGGCAGCCACAUCUUCCUCCAGCUGCAAGGCACAGACACUCUCAUAGUGCAGACGCAGCGCGGCCAUGGGCUAAGGGCCGUCUUCCACUCUACCCACAUUUCGCUCCAGAUGACGCCCGCAGAUCAUUGCUUCAACCAGAUGGAAGGCUUGCUGGGCAAUAACAACGGCAACGCGGAGGAUGACUUGAAGCCUUUUGGCUCAGACCAUGCAAUGUCUCCGGAUGCCCGCGAAGAGGACAUCUAUCAGCAGCACGUGCUGUCUUGGUGCAUUGAUGAUGCGCGAACUUCACUCUUCCCUCCAGAGCACUUUCACCCUUGCCAGCGCAGCUUCUGGCCUGUUUUCAGCGCAGACCUGGACAGGGCUGCUUGCCCAGACUUCUGUGAAGGUGACGUGCACUGCUGCUUUGAUUGGGCAGAAGGAGGUGAGGAGAUGGCCAGGCAGUCCCACGAAGAGCUCGGCUCAGUGAAGGCAGCUCAGAAUGUGGCAGUUCCUCAUGGCAAGGAGCCCCCAAGCUUGCACCUGCCAUCAGAAGUCUGGCUCGCCCCCCACGCAGAGCCAAUGCUUCGCCUCAGUGUGCUUGCAGGAACAGCUCAAAACAACAGCAUCAAGGAGCUGACUUGUUCCCUGUGCUCCACGCAAAGCACGCAAAGCACGCAAAGCACGCAGCUGGUGGAGGCCGCAACCUGCGAAGCUUCAGGGCUGGAAACAGCCGAGGCGUCGCUUGAAGUCCUUGUCCUUGCAACGAACAACAUCACGUCGCUGCUCGGGACAUUGGACUGCUUCGCAACGGACGCGAAUGGCCUCACGACCAUUGGAGGAGCUCGAGUCUAUCUGGAGACAACCACCACUACGACCGUGACGAGUACGUUGACUUGGAGCACGAGGAGCUCCAGUACUGGCUCUUCCACGUUGGAGUUUUCACAGACCACCGCCACCGUGACGGGAACAUGGACUUCUUCACGUACAAGCAGCUCCAGCACAGGCUCAUCAACGCUGACAUCGUCACAGACCACCGCCACUGUGACGGGCACAUGGACUUCUUCACGCACAAGCAGCUCCAGCACAGGCUCUUCAACGCUGACGUCGUCACAGGACGCAGUGCCAGAGACAGUCGCGAUUAUCCGAGCAAGCGGCGUGGUUUUGAGUGCUGUGUUCCCUGCAGACCACCGCCACUGUGACGGGUACAUGGACUUCUUCACGCACAAGCAGCUCCAGCACAGGCUCUUCAACGCUGACAUCCAAGCGGCCGUGGUUUUGAGUGCUUUGUUCCCUGCAGACCACCGCCACCGUGACUGGAACAUGGACUUCUUCACGUACAAGCAGCUCCAGCACAGGCUCAUCAACGCUGACAUCCAUGCGGCCGUGGUUUUAAGUGCUUUGUUCCCUGCAGACCACCGCCACCGUGACUGGAACAUGGACUUCUUCACGUACAAGCAGCUCCAGCACAGGCUCAUCAACGCUGACAUCCAUGCGGCCGUGGUUUUAAGUGCUUUGUUCCCUGCAGACCACCGCCACCGUGACUGGAACAUGGACUUCUUCACGUACAAGCAGCUCCAGCACAGGCUCAUCAACGCUGACAUCCAUGCGGCCGUGGUUUUAAGUGCUUUGUUCCCUGCAGACCACCGCCACCGUGACUGGAACAUGGACUUCUUCACGUACAAGCAGCUCCAGCACAGGCUCAUCAACGCUGACAUCCAAGCGGCCGUGGUGUCAAGUGCUUUGUUCCUUGCAGACCACCGCCACUGCGACGGGCACAUGGACUUCUUCACGCACAAGCAGCUCCAGCACAGGCUCUUCAACGCUGACAUCGUCGCAGGACGCAGUGCCAGAGACAGUCGCGAUGGUCUUGUGAACCGGUUGUAUGUGAACGUUGGCCGGAAGCUUCUUGUCGGAACUGAUGAUGAAUGGACCGCCAGAAUAGGAUGCUGUGUCUUCUUUCGAAAGAUUCGCGAUGGGUAA
Molecule: messenger RNA, 3705 nt
Organism: Symbiodinium natans
Lineage: Eukaryota; Dinophyceae; Suessiales; Symbiodiniaceae
Source: the annotation of a GenBank genome assembly